AUGAGUGAGGUAGUGAGUCCAGGCGACUUAAAGCUGACAGUGAAUGACGGAAAGGGAGCUCAGGAAAACCCGGUCAAUUCGGAAGAAGCGCGUCAAGCUGCUCCUGCUGAAUUGGAGAGCACACGAAAUGCUUUGGGACUUCAGAAAACAACGGAACCGCAUAUGAAGGAGAAUAAGUGGAAGUUGGCGUUCCGCCAGCUAAUGUUCAUGAAGCGCAUGAACAUGCAGUUCAACGACCGAACCAAAAACGAAAUCGAGUUAAGACAGCAGAAUAUUUCGCCAACGUCGCUGAUCUGCAGCGUGCCUUACUUCAAUACAUUCUCGGCUGAAGAGAUUAAGGCGCUGGUUGCAGCCAGUCGACGAGUCCGUUUACGCCCGGGGGAAACUUUGUCGCUGGGCACAGCGAACGCGAAUUUGCAAGAAGAAGGCGACUUCUGUGUCGUUAUCAGUGGCAACUUAGCCUUAUCUAAGGCUUCUGUCCCUAGUGCGAUGGCACUGAAGCAGGCAUCACUGUACCCACAACUGAGACUUGGUAUUGGUGACUACUUCUCCAUCCGUGACUCGUCGGAUAUGAAAGUGAUUGCGAUGGAGUUGGCAGAGCAUCUAACGAUACCCAUGAAGACGAUCUUGCAAAUUAACGCGGCCAGCUGCGCACUUAUCGAUGCAGAGAAGAACGACUUGGCUCCAGAGUCAAGCGAGAUGGAGAGUUUCAAGAAGUGGGCGUUGCAAUUCAGCCUGAUCCGGCAAAAAAGUGAAUGUCCUGUUACAGAGCGUGGAGGCUUUGCUAAUUGCUCUGUCAAAACCUUUUGCAAGGACCACUUUCCAAAUAUCACACCAGAGAACGAGCUGGAUCAUACUCUCGAAUACGUGAAAAAUGCGCUGACUUCAAUUUUUUCGGCUCGCAAAGUGAGAAUCUACGCGCUCGAUGACGUUAGCCAAAAGCUUGUCAUUAAGUUUUCAGACGAAAAACUGUCGAAGAGAAGUGUAGACCUGUUGUCAAGUACUGGACAGCAAGUUCUCGAUAAGGGGGGACCGAUUUGUGUUGAGAACGCGGCAGCAUUGCUGAGCGACGAGAUCGAUGAAAAUGACGUGGCACGAGAAUUGUAUCACCCAGAUACUAUCAUUCUCGCAGCUCCAUUUCUCGAGUUUGAUGCUAUGCAAACGAAUGGCAGAUCAAUAGGGACGGCCAAGGUUGUGGGUGUUCUGGAGAUUGUCAUUGAACCGAGCGACCUUGAAGGUGAUGUUAGCUCAGCCACCAGCAACGAUUUCUGUAUCCUUGAAUUUGUCACUGAGGAGAUUGGUCGUUAUCUCUUUUUCCACUACGAACGCUUCUUUGACGUGUCGUCACUAGCCCCGACACAGCCACUCCCAACAGGGAGCAGCGAGUUGGGAAACACAGAGUUGUUUCCUUCACCUCCCGAAGGUCCAGUUUUGCAGGAUCAUCGACACCUCGUUCUUAACAUCGGCAAGGUGAAAUUGAGUGUUCCAGAGACUGUUACGCUCGCGAAAAUUAGUAUCCAGCAUGGAUCUACAGUUCUGUACGAGACCAGCACAUUGCUGCGGUAUGAAUCCCACCGCGAUUCUCAUGGAGAUAAAUCGCACCUGUCUUCUCGUGAGGUCAGUUGCGAUCCAAGCAGUGGCAUUGAAAUGGGUUUACGUCUGAUCGAUAUGCCCCAUGGUUCACAUUUAAAGUUAACCUUCACUACUAAGACAGGAGACGUGGUUGCGUGGAGUGGACUCCACUUAUUCGACUUCGGACAUACCUUACGAACCGGAACUACACUCAUGGAUAUCGUGGUGCUUCCUACUGGAUCGGGGAUUAUCACGCCUCUGGACAUUGAGAACUGCUUGCGUCAUGAUAAGCUCAACCACCAGAGAGUUGGUAGUAUGGAGAUCACCUUGGAAUGUUCAGGCUCGUGUCCUCAAUCGUUUGCUUUCUCGAGUAUUUCGACUAAGAAGAAGAGCAUCGCCUUCCGAGCGUCUAUCUUUUUCAAGCGCGACAGUGAGCGGAAGUCAGGAGCCCACGAGACCCCGUCCUUAGAGAAUAUUCCAAUGGACAAGCAGAAGCUCUUACAGCGACUGAGAAGAGAUCCUCUCGUUGAUUUGUUUAUUGAGGAUCGGACGUUCAUUUGGACUUCACGGUUGAUGUUGAUGGAAGAUUCGGCACUGCUUCCAGCGUUUCUACUGUCUGUAGAUUGGGGCAAUCGAGAGCAAGUACUGGAAGCGUAUCGGUUGCUGUUGCACUGGAAACAACCGACUUAUCUGCAAGCUCUUCAGUUACUGAGUCCGCUCUAUUCGGACCCUAAAGUGCGCGCUUACGCUGUCCGCUGCAUGCACGCACUGCCCGAUUAUCGACUGCAAUUGUAUCUCCUCCAACUAGUUCAAGCACUAAAGAACGAGCGUUACCACGAUUCAGCACUUGCUCGGUUCUUACUGAUGCGUGCACUAACGAAUCCGCCACAAAUCGGUUAUUUGCUGUAUUGGUUCCUCAAGGCGGAAUCGCACAACCAGCAAACAGCAGAACGCUUCAACCUCAUCUCGUCCCAAUAUCUCCAGCUUUGUGGGAACUACAAGUUAGAGAUCCGUCAAUCGGUAUACGUAAUGAAGAAACUCGAGGAGGUCGCUGCAAUCGUGAAGGGUGAAUCUUCAUCAACAGCUCGUAAGGAGAAGCUGCACAAGGCGUUGGAAGCUACGAAAAGCUACUCAAAGAUGCAGGACGAGGUGGCGCAGCGUACCGUGCUUCGCUCUCGCCGCAAUUCGGACCUGGACGAUGCUCCAGAGGUCUACGGCAAUGAGCCUGGAAGCAACUACGAGAACCGCAAGUGGAGUUUGGAGGAAACAGUGGAAGUUGACGAUGACAACGAGAGCCAAUGGAUCAGCAGUCCACACACGUUGACCGCUGGCUUCUUGCUCAUGCUCUGGAUCGUCUACGCCGCGUUCCACGAGCCCGUCACGCAACUGGAAGACCCAAAUGAGCAGUUUGCAGCCGACGUGAAGCGUGGUGUCAAGUACGCUUGUGUCUUCUUCCUCACAUACUGCAGUCUGCAACUACCUGACGGCCACUUCGUGCGUCCACACCCAAUCGUCUGGCGUUUGCUCACUGGUCUCUUCAUCCUCUACGAGAUGCUAUUGAUCCUGCUACUAUUCCUUAAGACACACGACGCGCGUCAGUUUAUGAAAGUCUUCGACUCCAAUCUUGGUGUGGAGCUCCCAGAGACAUCCUAUGCGGCGGACUGCAGGGUAUACACGCCUGAGAACCCGGACUCGCACUUUGCCAAUGUCAAAGCUACAUUCUACGACCGAUUUGUGAUCAUGCACUUCUUGGGAUGGAUCGUGGGCUCCAUUAUG
Molecule: messenger RNA, 3348 nt
Organism: Phytophthora nicotianae INRA-310
Lineage: Eukaryota; Oomycota; Peronosporomycetes; Peronosporales; Peronosporaceae
Exons: 6
Biological process (GO): phosphatidylserine biosynthetic process; phosphatidylinositol 3-kinase/protein kinase B signal transduction; phosphatidylinositol-mediated signaling
Cellular component (GO): cytoplasm; plasma membrane; phosphatidylinositol 3-kinase complex
Molecular function (GO): 1-phosphatidylinositol-3-kinase activity; 1-phosphatidylinositol-4-phosphate 3-kinase activity; L-serine-phosphatidylethanolamine phosphatidyltransferase activity
Source: RefSeq, a predicted model, not a curated record